Vigna angularis (adzuki bean) is the source of this 1853-nucleotide messenger RNA. RefSeq lists its product as uncharacterized. The coding region runs from base 107 to 1636 and encodes 509 amino acids. Gene Ontology annotation, molecular function: dipeptidyl-peptidase activity; serine-type exopeptidase activity. The record is from RefSeq and is a predicted model, not a curated record. The transcript is spliced from 10 exons. Lineage: Eukaryota; Viridiplantae; Streptophyta; Magnoliopsida; Fabales; Fabaceae. Gene Ontology annotation, biological process: proteolysis.
CCAAGAAGGCUUUAAUCUGCAGAAGCUCUGAAUUUGAGAUUCUCUUUUCAUAUUUUUCCUCUUUAAAUACACAUCUCAUUUGUAGCCACAGUUCAUCAGAAAAAUUAUGGCAAUCGAAUUGCACUUCACACUCAUACUUUUUUCUCUGUUUUUGGUGUCCUCUUUCACCUUUCCUUUGCCCCCUAUUCUACCCAGAUUUCCCUCUUCAGCAGUCAGUGCAGAGCUAAAGCAACGCUCUCAUUCUGCUCCAAAUACCCCAUACAGAACCAAGUUCUUCACUCAAAUACUCGAUCACUUCAAUUUCAAUCCCCAGAGCAAUCACGUUUUUCAACAAAGGUAUCUCAUCAAUGAUACCUUCUGGGGUGGUGCCAAAAACAAUGCUCCAAUCUUUGUCUACACGGGAAAUGAAGGGAACAUAGAAUGGUUCACUGAGAACACAGGCUUCAUGUUCGAAAAUGCUCCUUCUUUUCAUGCCCUUUUGGUUUUUAUUGAGCAUAGAUUCUACGGAAAAUCAAUACCAUUUGGGGGAAACAGGAAGGUUGCAUACGCAAAUGCUACCACACUGGGGUAUUUGAGCUCCACACAGGCAUUAGCCGAUUAUGCCACUCUCAUCAUUGAUUUGAAGAAGAAUUUGUCAGCAACUGAUUCUCCCGUUGUGGUGUUUGGAGGAUCCUAUGGAGGAAUGUUGGCAGCUUGGUUCAGGAUGAAGUAUCCACACGUUGCAAUUGGAGCUCUGGCAUCCUCUGCUCCCAUUCUCCAAUUCAUGGAUUUGGUUUCACCAGAUAUCUUCAACAGCAUCAUCUCGCAAGAUUUCAGAAGCGAGAGUGAGAAUUGUUACAAAGUGUUAAAAGGGUCAUGGAAACUAAUAGAGCAGACGGCCAACAAACCCGAGGGACUGGAACUGUUACAGAAAUCAUUCAGAAUUUGCAAAAGCAAUGAUUUUGGGGCAGGUUCUCUGGAAGGAUGGCUUAGGACGGCGUGGGUUUAUACAGCUAUGACAGAUUAUCCCACACCAUCCAAUUUCCUCAAUCCCUUGCCAGCAUAUCCCAUAAAAAAGAUGUGUGAAGCCAUAGAAGGGACAGAAAAGGGAAAAAAUGAUGAAUUGGAGAAGCUGUACGCAGCAGUGAGUCUAUUCUACAACUAUACAGGCACUGCCACGUGUUUCGAUUUGGAUGAUGAUUCAGACCCGCACGAUCUCGGGGGAUGGCAAUGGCAGGCGUGUACGGAGAUGAUAAUGCCCGUAGGUGGAAGCAAUAAGCACAGCAUAUUCCCAGAAUAUAAGUGGUCAUACGAAGACAGAGAGUCUUCAUGCCAAUUUUUCUACAAUGUUACGCCUAGACCACACUGGAUUACCACUGAGUUUGGUGGCCAUGCCAUUCAGACAGUUCUGAAAAGCUCUGCAAGCAACAUUAUAUUCUUCAAUGGUUUAAGAGAUCCUUGGAGUGGUGGAGGGGUGUUAAAGAAUAUAUCAAAAACUAUAGUUGCUCUUGUUGAAAAAAGUGGAGCUCAUCAUGUAGACUUAAGGUACUCCACUAAGGAAGAUCCAAAGUGGCUUAAAGAUGUAAGGAAACAGGAGAUAAAGAUCAUUGCAAGUUGGAUCUCUCAAUACCAUCAAGACCUACACUCCAAUAACUAAGGCUUCUUCUCAAUUUUUUUUGGGCUUCUUUGGAGUCACUGCAAUUAUUGUCAGAUGAAACAGAUAUAAUGGAUACCCAGAAUAACCAUAGUAACAUGUAUCAAGUGCUUGUUAGUCAGAAAAAAAACGUUGUUAAUUUUUCACAGUAGUUUGCAUUCUUUGGCCCCCUGAUCGUGAAGCCUAGACUCCAUAUUAUAAGCUUUAUUUGAUUACAGUA